CAGUUCGUCAGUCCGCUCAGCAGAAGCAGCCCUCCGCCAUGACCACGUCGAUGAUGAGGGUCUUCGCCGUCCUGGCUGCCCUAGCGGCCGUCGCCACCGCCGCGCCCCAGGUCAGCCGGAACGCCAUCCAGUCCGGGGACGACCUCGUGGACUCGUUGUACAGUGACUGUCUGCAGAAGAACUCGGUGUCGUGUGUUAAAUACAAGUUGUUCUCGUUCGUGGACAAGGUGCUCGGCGGCAAGGACAGCUUCUCCCUGACCGAAGGGGUGACGGUGGUGCAGGCGCCCGCGCCCGCCGCUGGCGGUGAUGGCGCACCCCGCGCGCUCACCCCUGAGGACGCCGAGACCCAGGACGUCGAGUCGAUGCUGGCGUCGCGCAUCAAGCGCUUCCUCGACACCCACACCGUCAAGAUCGACCUCAAGGGCAGCGACGUCCUCAACGCCGUCAACUCGGCCGGCCGCGCUCUCGGCGACAUGGCUGACUCCCUGGGACUGACCGAGACCGAAGAGACCGGGCUCGUCGGCGAGGAGAGCAGGGGCAAGAAGAAGAAGGCCGCCAAGAUCCUGCUGCCCCUCCUGCUGAUGAUGAAGCUGAAGGCCGCCGCCCUGAUCCCCCUCGCCCUCGGCGCCAUCGCCCUCAUCGCCGGCAAGGCCCUGCUCAUCGGUAAGAUCGCCCUGCUGCUCGCCUCCAUCAUCGGCCUGAAGAAGCUGCUGUCCCAGCAGCAGAAGACCGUCACCUACGAGAUCGUGUCUCACGGCCACGGCCACGGUGGUGGCGGCGGCGGCCACGACUCCUGGUCCUCCGGCUCCGGCGCCUCCUUCGGCGGCAGCAGCGGCGGCGACUACGGCGGCUCCUCCAGCGGCGGCCACGGCGGCAGCAGCGGCGGCUGGGGCAGGUCCAUCACCGAGGACGCCCACCAGAUGGCGUUCAGGGCGCAGGUCCCCGCCACCCAGCAGUAAGGCGAGUCCUCCGUCUACAAGCACCUCCGUCCCGCCGCCGCGCCGCGGGCGCCUCGCUCCGCCGGGG
Molecule: messenger RNA, 1026 nt
Organism: Thrips palmi
Lineage: Eukaryota; Metazoa; Arthropoda; Insecta; Thysanoptera; Thripidae
Product: keratin, type II cytoskeletal 1
Exons: 3
Coding region: 39-959 (306 amino acids)
Source: RefSeq, a predicted model, not a curated record